AUGUCAACACACGACCACCUCGCCCCGUACCAGGCGCAGAUCGUCCCGCAGAGCUACAGCGUCGGCUUCGUCGUGCUGAGUUGCCUGGUCAGCUUCGUCGGGGCUGCCUCGACGCUUGAGCUGAUCAACCGUCGUACUGGAUUCCGGGGAUGGUUCAACAACCUCCUGCUCGUAAGCUCGGCCGUGACGAUGGGCGGCGUCGCCAUAUGGUCCAUGCACUUUGUAGCCAACCGGGCCAUGGAACUCGCGUCCGGAGAGCCAGAGAUGCAAGUCUCGUACUCCCCCGGCUUCACCGUGCUCUCCUUCUUUGUGCCGAUCCUCGUCCUCCUGGCCGCGUUCACGGCCGUCGGCUCCAACGAUCACAUAGCCUGGUGGAGGAUUGCCGUGGGGGGCACCAUCUGCGGCGGAGCGGUCUGCGGCAUGCAUUAUCUCGGCAACGCCUCCAUCGCCAACUACCACUGCGUCUACAACGGCGUCAACGUGGCGGGCUCGGCCAUCAUUGCCGUCGCCGCCAGCACCAUUGCUCUCACCAUGUUCUUCGUUUUCCGGUCCAUGUGGGCCAACGCAUGGUGGAAGCGCAUCCUCUCGGCCGUCAUUCUCGCCAGCGCCGUGUCGGGGAUGCACUGGUGUGCGGCUCUUGGAACCGAGUAUAGGUUGAUUUCUCUCAACAAGGGGGCAACCGACCGCGAUGCUAUCGUCAUCGUCGUCAUUUGCCUGGGACUCGCUGCCUGUCUCAUCGUCGCUGGAUUGGUCACUCUCAAAGCCAGGAGUAUGCGCAAGUCGGCCCGUACAGCGCAACAGAUCAACCUCGCUGCGGCUGUCUUUGAUAAGCAAGGGCGGGUGUUGGUCGACACAAAUGGCCUCAUGCCCAGCAUGGUUGUGACGGAUUCGUUUCUCGAAAAGGAUGGCAAGAGUGGAUUCAGCGUGUCGCAUCCACUGUUCCUCUGGAUGUUCCAGGCGUCGAGAAAUUGGGCCAGCAUCUCGAGUCUGAUAGGCGGCAUGAAGUUGCAUCUGAGCCAGCUGCCGCACUCGGGUCGCGGGAAGAACGACGGCAGCCUGGGCAUCCAUCUCAUCAACCAUCUCGGCGAGCUGAUGGACGAUUACAAUGUCAUAUUCCGCGAACUCUUCUGCGUGGCCGCACUGACCUUGGCAGAACGGCUGGGGGAGCCGCUCCCGUCCACCAGAGUGUUGUGGGAUGAGAUCCUCGCCACAGGCGCCAAGAAUGAACGUGAGCCAGACUCGCCCGCCAAUACGACUGAUCUAGCGGAAAAGGGAGGACUUGGGCGCCCACAAGAACAUGGGCGCGGUCUGUUGAUGUUCUUGGUCCGGCGUGUGGAAAGCGAUCGCGAGGCUGACCGCCUGGCCGCGGCAGGGUACCGAUUCGCCGACGUGCGUCAAGUGAGUGGCUUGAUUCGGUCUGGAAUGCAGAUACAGUCUCCAGAUGUUGAAUCCAAGUUGCGAAGAAUGGCCACAUGCGCGGUCCAGCACUUGGAGGAGUGCCCCCUCGCUGCUGUCAGUCUGGGCUUCUUUGGCGUCAAGGCGAGCGUCGACAGGUCUGGGUUUUACCUGCUCGCACAGAAAGGGGCCCUGGAUUUGCUUCCAUCCGCGAGUCUGCCCGUGACCAAGCUCGAGGCGUGGCAUCAGGACGUGUUGAAGCGGUUCGACGGCAUGUCCGUGUCCUACAUCCUGCAUGCCAUGGCCACUCCCGCAGCGGAGGAAACCAUGGCGCCGCGGGAAAAGGCAUUUGCCAGCCAGUUCGCCAGCGCCAUACAACGGCUGCGCAGCACCAUCCAGGAUCCCUUGUUCGACGAUGCGGUGCUGACAGCAAGCCCCCUCCCCGUGCCACACCUCGACCACGCCGGCAUCGAGACCACCAGAAAGCUUUUGGCAUUUCGACUCCUGAUUCCACUGCACAGGGCGAUAAGCAGCCCCGGCUGCGAGCUCACCCCCCUCAGUUUAUUCAAAGUCCGUCAACUGUCACAGCAGCAACGGUUGGAGUUUGUGCAGGGUGUCCACCGGGAAUUGGGGCCCUUUGUCAAGAAUCUUCCAGACGAUGCGGCUAGACGCGAAGAAAGAGAGCAGCGUAGCUGGUCAACACGCUUGCGAGGCACGCUGCCGGAGCCAACGUGGGCAAAGGGCGCCCCUAUGGAGGUAGUAGACGACGACAAGCUCAUUUCGACAAUAUCGCAUCGGCGACUGUCGUCUUGCCGAUCGCUUCAAACGGAUUCCACGGCGGAUCUGUGUACUCCCGGCGGCCGCGGCCGAAGCAUGAGUUUGGGAGCUGACGACGACAACGACGACAAGGCCGCGCCACAGCCGUACAGCGGCAUACUGGUGUCGCAGGAGGUGACAGUCCACGAUGAGGCCGAGGACAUGGAUGCAGUGCACGUGGACUACGAGAUGUACGAACACGCAGGUCGGUCGCGCACCAACACUAUCUGGAACCCGGCGACAAGGUCCCGCAGACGAAUCACGUUGGGAACCGAGUUGAAACCAAUCCGGCCGGGGCAGACGCGUGUGCUGGGAGGGCGGCGAGCAGCCCUUGUUGGUCACUCGCCGACCUUUGUGGACGUGUUGUUUGCGCAGUGUGUUGCCAGCCAUUCAAUGGACACGGAGGAAGGCGUCUUUGGUUAG
Messenger RNA from Emericellopsis atlantica, 2634 nucleotides. RefSeq lists its product as uncharacterized. NCBI's taxonomy places the organism in Eukaryota, Fungi, Ascomycota, Sordariomycetes, Hypocreales, Bionectriaceae. The transcript is spliced from 5 exons. The record is from RefSeq and is a predicted model, not a curated record. Bases 1 to 2634 code for a protein of 877 amino acids.